This is a messenger RNA of Brassica napus (rape), 871 nucleotides long. RefSeq names its product 1,4-dihydroxy-2-naphthoyl-CoA thioesterase 1. The transcript has 2 exons. Gene Ontology annotation, molecular function: 1,4-dihydroxy-2-naphthoyl-CoA thioesterase activity. NCBI's taxonomy places the organism in Eukaryota, Viridiplantae, Streptophyta, Magnoliopsida, Brassicales, Brassicaceae. Gene Ontology annotation, cellular component: peroxisome. Gene Ontology annotation, biological process: phylloquinone biosynthetic process. Bases 266 to 733 code for a protein of 155 amino acids. The record is from RefSeq and is a predicted model, not a curated record.
AAGGGCCUUAAUUUACUCUAGCCCAUUAAAAGGGUUCAAGUCCCACAUUCGACAAGAGAAAAAAAAAAGAUUCCAUCUGAUAAGAAUGUCUAUCUGGUUUUGACAUUUGGACUAGAGGGGAGUGGACCCCCGCUAUCACUCUCAGUUUCAAAAAUAUUCGACCAACAAGACAAUUCAACCUAUCCUACCCACUUUGUCCCAGCCUUGGUUAUUUCUAACUCCUAAGAAGACACUCACCUACCUAACCCCACCACAGAUCGCACAAAUGGAUUCUGCAUCGUCCAAAACCAAAGCUUUAGCCCUUCCGCUUCACAUCUUAGGCUUCGAGAUCGAUGAACUGUCUACAACACGUGUCACCGGUCGUCUUCCCGUUUCUCAAAUCUGCUGUCAGCCUUUCAAGGUGUUACACGGUGGUGUAUCUGCUUUGAUCGCUGAGUCUUUAGCAAGUAUAGGAGCUUACAUGGCUACUGAUCUCAAAAGGGUGGCUGGAAUUCAACUCUCGAUCAACCACUUAAAGAGUGCCGAUCUUGGAGACAUUGUGUUCGCCCAAGCAUCUCCUGUAAGCUCGGGGAAAACCAUUCAGGUUUGGGAAGUCAAGCUUUGGAAGUCAAGAAAAGAAUCCCAUAACAAAACCUUAAUAUCUUCCUCUAGAGUCACACUCCUCUGUAAUCUUCCUACCCCUGGGUACGCCAAAAAUGUAUCGGACCCACUCAAAAUGAUCUCCAAAUUGUAAACUACAAAGCUCUCUCUCUCUCUAUAUAUAUAUAUCUCUGAAUACGAGUCAUUGUAUUCUAUCGUGCUAAUCACUGUAUUCUAUCGUGCUAAUCACUGUAUUCUAUCUUGUUAAUGGCAUUUUUAAUUUUCACUUGUA